CGCCCGGCGCAUGCGCAGUUCCGCGCGCCGGACCCCCAACGGCCGCCACAGAGCGCCGCGCUGCCCUCGGCGCAGGGCGGGCGGACUCACCGAGGCGCAGGGGCUGGAGGUGGCGCUGGGGAUUCUCACAUCUGUUUUCCUUGCAAGGGACUUUUGACAGCGCUGGACUUAACAGACCUUGAAUGUGAAGCUGUGUGACACAAGGCGCUAAGUUCAGCACAGGAGUGUAAGUUGGGCUGCCAAAGCCAAAAGACAGCCUGCAGCAAUUCCGAGUGGUGGGUGAGACAUAGCAACCCUUGGGAUCAUUGCUUAGCAACUGCAAACACACCGAGGAGUAAACCUCACUGCCCGGAUCUGCAGCAGCCCUGAGAAGUCCCUGUUUCACCUUGAGAUCUCUCAUGCUUGAGAACUGAUGGGCAUCUGUUUAAUUCCUGUUCGUUUGCAAAGCCACUCUGAAAGCAGGAAGAAUAAAGUCUGUUUUGAUACCUGCUCUAAAGUCGUUGGUGUAUGGCUGCACAGCCAGAAGAAGUGGCCCAAGCUGGAGCUCUGAAGCAUCCCAAAGCUGGAGAUAAAUGUAUGACUGCCUCAGAAAUGGAGAGAGACCAGAGGGGUGCUGAGCUGCCAUGUCUCAGCGAUCGCGCUCCCUGGAAAGAGUGCUUUUAUGGAAAGGUGCAGCAGAGGUCCCUGAGUCUGCAGGAGGCGAAGGUGAAGAUGAUUUGUGCACAAAAGGCAAAAGAAGAAAAGGCAAAAAAGCGAGAGCCCUGUGAUGGGCUGUGCCAGGAGUGGUUCAGCAAGGAGAAGGGCUCUCUGGAUGCUCGCACCUAUUUGGCUGACAAACUCCUACCAACGUUAAUCCCAGGAGUGGAAAAACUGUUAAUGGAAGUAGAAAGGAAGGACGUGCUCACAUCAGCCACAGAGCAUGCCAAAUUUGACCCCAUUACUUUUCUUGGAGAAUAUCUGAUGAGACAUAACCCUCAGUAUGACACCUGUACCAAACCAGGCCCCUACCUGCGGGGACUGGAUGCGGUCACGGAGGAGCUAAAAAGAGAGAUCCCAGAUACAGCAUCGGAGAGGCUGGCCAGGAUGAAGUCUGAGGUAAAAACCAAACGCAAGGAAAGAGAGCAGGCAGACAGAAUGAAGCACCAGCAGAAAGAGAUGAGAAAAGCAGCGCUGGCAACUCAGUUCAAAGAAUGGACAGCGGAUGUCAGUGGCAGAAUACCAGUUGCACUGAUUCAGAGUGCAAUGAAGAUUUUUCUGGAUGUCUGUGCUUCUACUCCCAUAGACGCAAGAAAAGCCUGUAAGAGGAAGCUGGAAAUCGCAGACACAUGGGGGAAAAACGUAAACGCUGAUGAAUUCAUAGAGUAUGUCCAUUCCUACACGGAGAACUUUCCAAAUGAUGCAUUCCAAGAGGUCCUGAAGCAUCUCAGUCAGUGUGCUGCUGACUUCCAAGAAUCCAUCAGGCGUGAUACAUGCAAGCAGAUGUUUAUUGAUCUCUUCCUACAUUGUGAUCGUGGACAGGUUGGUGUCUUGGAUAGAGCCCAAAUACUUGGCAUGCUGGAGCAGUUCUAUGAGAGAAGCUCUGUGUGUGCCAGGAGGAGAUUCUGCAACCCCAAAGAGUGGCCAGUAGGUGAACUGCAAGAGGUCAGUCUGGAGGAUCUGUGGGGAGACAUUGAGAACCAGGAAGAUUUUGAGGAACCCAGAGAAGGUUUGGUCUUGUCUCAACCAGAGAUUUCUGAGAGAGAAGUUUUAGCAGGUGAUAACAGGCAAGGCAGUGAUGGAACGAGCACCAUUGUCAGAGGUCUUUUGGAACAAAUGGAUGUGAGUGAAACAGAGACUGGAGGAAUUCCUGAGGAAGAAAACCAAGCUGCGGAAUCAGGUGGUGCUGAGGAUGCUAUGGCUGCAGAGGCCGUGGAGGAACCUCCUGCAAGAAAAGAGGGUUUCACAAGGCAGCACAGCCACUGGUCUGAACAGCAGACAAGCUCAGGGACAGCACUGCAGGACGAGGACCGUCUGCAGGAGCCAGGUGAAGGCCCAGCCCUCUCAGAUGGACCAGGUUCUGCUGCAGCAGACAGCCAGGAACGUAAGGAGCCACGGCCAGGUGACCUUCUCACCUUCGAUCUAAGCUCCAGGCACGGGAGCCAUGGAGAGAAAAUUCCAGAGGACUGGGGCUGUGAGAACAGAUUUCCAGACCUCCAUCCCACCGUGGCAGACAUUCAGAGCCGCCGUGCUCCUCGGUUUGGGAGCCCCUUUGAUGGAAGCUGCCUCAACCUGCCGCGCUUUGUUCAGCUCAUGGAGACGUUCGUCGGGGAAGGCAUCGCUCUGCCUGCUGUGAAGGAGCUCGUUGGGUUCAUCAAAGAAGAAUACAAACAGACCGAAGAGGAAAAAGUGAAACAACUAGAAAAAGCACAUCUCACCUCUCGUCUGACCCGACGGGAGCUGCUUCUGGAGGCUCUUUUUGAAAAGUGGGACAUCGACGCAUCUGGGUUUCUGGAGAUGAAAGAGGUGGAGGCUGCUAUGAAUGCAUUCAAGGAAGGAAUGGAAAAAGAGGCUGUGAGGAAAGCAAAAAACCACUUUUGCUCACGUUACCCUCAGCUUGGCAGAGUGGGGAAGCUAUCCCCAAAGGCAUUCCAAGCUUUCCUUGAGUUGGUGGCUUCUGAGCUCACUGGGGGUGAGGAUGAAGUUAUUGAUAACAUCGUGGAAUUUCUGACCACGAGAGUGGAACGAAGUCACAGGCAGUGCUUGCAAAGCUCGGCGAGGAGGAGGUGGCUGCACAACAUCCAGCAGGCGGCCGAGAGCAGCGGAGCACGCAUGGACCCGGUGUACGACGCCGUGCUCAAGGCCCUCCUCAAGGAUGCAGAAGCCCACGGGGAUAACAAGAAGAUCAGUGCAUAUAUUGCCCUUUUGGAAGAAAACCAGCUCUCACCAGAGCGGGGACAGACGCUCUUACGCUAUGUGACAUGUACCACAGAUGAUGCUCCGUAUGUUCUAAACCAGACACUCUACAGAGACAUGAAAGGAGUAAGCUUUGCAGCUGUUGAAGAGAAAAAGCCAAUCCAUGUCCCAAGAGUUCAGCUCCAUGGAAAUAUCCACUUCUGGAACCAGGACCGCCCAGCUGAGCAGAGGAGAGGCUCCUUCCUGGUUCUGCCAUUGCAGGAUGCUCACUGGAGAGUCUUUGGCACUCUGGGACUUGAUACUCUUCGAGACCAGAGUGAGAAAACCAUCUUCCUGACCCAUGAGAUCAGCUUCUACCAGGGAGUUUCUCAUGCAUUCAGCAAAGCCUACCAGCAUGUGUGUGCACUGGGAAGUGUCCUGCAAAUGGCCCUCACUGCUCUGGACUGGUUGCAUCACAGAGUGCCCAGCAUCCACGCUGUCAGUACGUACCUGGUGGAGCCUGGCAAUGAUCAGAUGCGUGACUACGCUCUGCGCAGAACGAUUACUACAGACACUACAGGACAAAAGGAAAUCCACACCUCUCCUGUCCUCCUCCUCAGAGAAGAGAACCUUUUCAGAGAUUACCUGUUUAAGUGCAUAGAUUGUUCAGAGGUCGUUUGCAGAUCUGUCUGUGGAGAACAGCACAUUGCAGUGCCUCUCCGGGACCCGUCGGGACGAGCUCUGGGGUUAUUUGAUAUCAGCAUCAGACCCCACCAGACAUUGUCCUCCCAUGAACAUAAGGAGCUGCAGAGAAUGCUGAAGAUGACCCAAGCUGCCUGCUCAGAGAUACUGAAGAUGCCUUCAGAGGAAACCAAAGCAAGCUGUGUACUGGGUAUUGUGCACACAGAGCCAGGAGAGAUCGUUAGGGAGGCAGAACACAGGAAUGUGAGGCAUGCAGGGAUUCUCUUCCACCGGCUCAUGCUGCAGGACCUGCGUGAGCGUAUCCAGAAACUGAAUGCUGAGAGCUUUGCUGAAAUCAAGAGCUAUGAAGACCCACCAGCUCUGGUACAUAACACAAUGAAGGCUGUGCUGUUGCUUUUACAUCCAGAGUGGGAGGGCACGGAGAAGAUUGAGAACUGGAAUCAGUGCAUACUGCAACUUGAUGACAAUUUAAUUGAGGAGAUGUAUUGCUUUGAUCCCACUGCUGCAUCUGUGCACAUUCAAGCAGAGCUGGUACAAGACUGUAUCAAUGGGGCACCUCAGGCAGCAGUUUGGCCGCAGGGCUCCAUCACAGCCCGGCUCCUGGAGCACUGGGUGCAAACCUGUCUGUGCCUGGUCCAGCUAACAGAGAGCAUGCAGAGCAGCACGGCCCCAUCCUGCAGCACUGCCCACAGCAACGCCUCCUGUUAGACCACCAGCUGCUCACCUACCCUGUGCUCCUGUCUCAUUAAUUAACCGUUUGCUUUUAUUAGUUAUGCAUUGCAACUCAGUGCUUGUUAAGACGGUUCGUUAGGUGCCAUUGAGGGCAGUAAAAACAUAAUUUUGUUAGUAUGAAUCUAUCUGCUAAGCCUUAAAAAGGCUGCUUGAGGAUUUAUUAUUAAAGUUCCAAUAAGAGAGGCUGGGAACACUUGAUGGCAACAGCACUCCGAAGCCGUACAGCACAGAAGCUCAGGGUUCCCUCUCCUUCAGUCACAUUUCAGAAGCAGCUCUAAUUGAGGGCUGUUAAUCAGCACUGUUAGCAGUUAUAGGCGCGCUGCAUCACAGCCCCGCUGUUUUUAUACAGCCCCCAACUUAAGCCUGCAGCAAGGCUGCAUCUGUGCAACGCUCCCUCUGGCAGAACGGCUUCUUUUAAUAAAACUUUGGGAAA
Molecule: messenger RNA, 4738 nt
Organism: Phasianus colchicus (ring-necked pheasant)
Lineage: Eukaryota; Metazoa; Chordata; Aves; Galliformes; Phasianidae
Gene: EFCAB5
Product: EF-hand calcium binding domain 5
Molecular function (GO): calcium ion binding
Source: RefSeq, a predicted model, not a curated record